UGAAGAGAUAUGUCGGUGACGAAAUUGCAAGUGCAGUCGCUGGUUCUUAAUAAUUACGCCAAGGGUCCUAGCUUAAUGCGUAUCGAGUGAUGGUUAUGUUGAGUUUGCCUAUUUUAUUAAAGUAGCUACUUAAGCUUCCGCGUAUUUUGGAAAUUGACGCUGUAAUUGUUUGUAUUACUCUGUACGAACAGGUUUUAUAUACUUCCAGUAGUACAUUACUUGAUAGAAAAAGUACCACUACCUGUCCUUCGACGCUGCGUGAUAUAUCUGCGGCAAGGACUGCCAGACUAUGAAGAGACAAGCGGGAAGUGGUUCGCUGUCAUUCGCACCUCAAGCGACCGACUGGACAACAACUACGUACGGAGCUAGCCGCAUGCCUUGCGGCUCGGGGGAAAAGGGGAACAUUAUGUUUCCAACCAUCAAUCGAAGCUUGCUGCCCAUUAAAGCACACUACUUCCUCUACGUUGCAGCUCAAGCCUGCGUUCUUCCGUACCUGGCUGCGGUCGGUCGAAGCAAUGGGAUACCCGAGUCGAACAUCGCCUACAUAUUCGCCCUCAUUCCCAUCGGCGCCAUAUUCGUGAAGGUCAUCGGUGGCUACGUCGCGGACAAAACGCAGAACGUCACGGCCAUACUUCUCGUUCUCGUCGUGUCCCUGUUGACAUCUAACGGCAUGGUGUUCUUCAGCAAAAGUGUGCGGGACCCCCCGCUUCCUCCGCUGACGCGUCUCAACUGCCCGCUGACAAACUUGACUCUUGAAAACCCUUUCGCCAACUGCACAGAACUCGCGCCUCCUUGCAACCUCGCCUCUUGUUCUCACAAAGCGUCGACGGAGACGGACGUUGUCUUCGACGGUAACGCCUCAGCGGCGAGCGCGGACAGUAUGUGCUCGCUGCUGCGGCCGAACGACACGGCCUUACUUCGUGCUUUCCCCGUCGAGGUGUGCCGAUUGAGCUGCCUGUGUUACGAGGCGGAAGACAACGCGGUCAACUACGGCGUCUACGUCGUGUUCGUCGCGAUCUCGUUCAUGACCGGUGCCAGCGUGUUCGUGCUCACGGACGCUGCCGUCUGCGAAAAGCUCGGUGACAGGGCGAACACUUUCGGCAAGCAGAGGAUCUGGGGAACCAUAAGCUGGGGCGUCCUGAGCCCCAUAGCGGGAGUCGCCAUAGACGCGGCAAAUGCAGCCACGAGUGGCCGCGCCGGGUACACCCCGGGCUUCUACAUUUUCGCCGUGCUUCUCUUGAUGGACAUGGUUGUGCUGCACUUCACGCCACGCCUGAGAAUGGGCGCCCAGUCGUUGAGUUUCUUCAAGGACAUCAGGACCGUCUUCGGCGGUUGUGAGGUUAUGGUCUUCACCUUCUGGACGUGCUUCACCGGCGUGUUCUUCGGCGUGCAGGCCUCCUACAAUGCCUGGUUCCUGGAGGACAUCGGCGCGCCCAAGCUGGUCAUCGGUCUCGGUUUCUCCAUCAUGACGCUGCUGGCCGAACUACCUAUCCUGUUCGUGGCUGACAAAAUUAUGAUUCGAAUCGGCUGCUUCUCGUCGUACUGCUUGUCUUUCGCCUCGUCUGCCGUAAAGUUGAUCGCUUACUCCUUCCUGAACAACCCCUGGUACGCCCUCAUCAUCGACGUCAUCGGCGGUGCGGCGUUUCCCCUAGCGUUAGCUUCCAUGACGGUCUUCGCAAGAGAAAACGCUCUCCAGGGCACGUCCGCGUCCGUGCUGUGCGCUCUCAACGCCUGCUUCGAAGGACUCGGUGUCGUCCUCGGUAAUUUCAUCGGUGGAAUAUGUUUCGAAAAAGUCGGAGGCAAGCUGACCUACCAGUACCUCGGCAUCGCAGCGACCGUCUGCAUGAUCGGCUGCGGUCUCUCGGGAAUCAUCGUGCGGAAGCUGUAUCCAAAAGACUCACUUUGGAAAGCUACCGUUGAGGAGCCAACCGGUGCCUAGUUAAUGAUUUCCUAAAGCGACGAACGUAUCGAUAGGCAUGUCCAUCUAUAAUGAGUUGAGCGAUGGCGCGCUGUUACGCCGACCGUUCUCCACAGACACCUCAUAAUAAUUUUUUUUCAAGGUGAUCGCAGCUCAAAUGGACAAGAUCACAGAAAUAACAAGACUAUACAUAUG
Messenger RNA from Dermacentor albipictus, 2113 nucleotides. Lineage: Eukaryota; Metazoa; Arthropoda; Arachnida; Ixodida; Ixodidae. The record is from RefSeq and is a predicted model, not a curated record.